This is a messenger RNA of Pseudoliparis swirei, 2738 nucleotides long. It is a transcript of the gene tmem176, whose product is annotated as transmembrane protein 176. NCBI's taxonomy places the organism in Eukaryota, Metazoa, Chordata, Actinopteri, Perciformes, Liparidae. The record is from RefSeq and is a predicted model, not a curated record. Gene Ontology annotation, cellular component: membrane. Bases 1 to 825 code for a protein of 274 amino acids. The transcript is spliced from 7 exons.
AUGACUUCUGGAAGGCAGCAAACGAGGAUGUGUAGGAGGAGCUCCGCGGAAUCCUCAUCCUGGGAAGGUCUCCUUUUCUCUCUCUCUCACACUCUAUUUCUCUCCCUGUCCAUUUUAUUUACCCGCUUGUACAGAAGAGAAAGCAGGGAGUGGUCGGAAGACAACUUAGCUCUAAAAAAAAAGGAGGACAGAACAAAAAACAAGGUGAUGGCGGUGGAGAUCUCUAGGGAUCUGACGGUGCAUGUGUUGGAGGACGUGAAUGCUGUCAAGCUGAGUGGCACACAGCAGGCUCUGCGUGAGGCCAUCCAGAGGGGAGAGCCCAAAUGUCUGGGGGUCAGUCAGGUGAUGCUGGGGCUGAUGGUCAUGUCCUACUCCAUUCCUCUGCACUUCACUGUUAGAACUGAAGUGGUCAAAUUCGGAGUUCCUUGGUGGAGCGGCUUAAUGUUCAUCACAGCGGGGGUGGUGGCUAUCGUCUUGGACAAAUACUGCACCAUGAAGAUUCUGCGGGUGAAUCUGAUGGCGAGCAGCGCGUCCAUGCUGCUGGCGGUGGUGGCUGUGAUCAUCUACUCCGUGGACAUGAACAGGAAUCCGGAGUCGCCCUGCGUCGAGACGUCAUAUGUCGGCUGUGGCGAGGAGCACUACGCCACGAUGCUGAGCAGAGGGGUGAAGUCGUCCCUCCUCCUCUUCACUCUGGCCCAGACCGCCAUCUCUGCUGUUCUCUUCUUCCUUCUCAUCAGGCAGAGACGCAGCUUGGGACAGUACGCUCACCUCAGCGAAGCUGCUGCAUCAACCCCCACAUCAAUCACACCCCCCCACCUGAACUGAUCAACCCCAUGACCACGAGCCUUUGAGGUGAUGGAUCGCCUCCCAUCAAGACCUCUUCCCCAAAGGAGACUGAUCACCUGUUGUAUGUGUAUUGAUUUUGUCUUCCCGCCACCUGAAAUGCCACCAGCUGAGGAGUAGUUGCUUUCUUUGUGUGCUUAUGAAUGUUGUGCCAGGAGCCUAUUAUUAUAUAUAUAUUAUUAUAUAUAUAUUAUUAUAUCAUUUGUUCACUUAACACAGAGUUGUUGUCAAAUCAAUUGUAAUGGAAGAAAUAAUACCUCUAAAACACUGGCGUAGUCGUUCAAAUAUGACACAUUUACAAACGCUUUAAAGGAUGGAACAAUGUAUUCUGACAUGUAGACCGACAGAUAGUUUUCCUCCUUGUGGUGAAGCUAUCACAAGCCACCUGGACGGCCGUGCAAUGUGAAAAUGGAUCCUGACAAUGGUAGAAAACUUUCUACUUUGUGCAGGAAGUAGAGGAUGUUUCUGUGGCCGUAGGGGUCACUCGGCGCCCGGGUUGAUUGCACGUCUUCUCUUCUUCAUAUAGCCAACCUGUAUCGCCAUGUGAACGUUAAACACUGACCAAAGUGAUUUCAGGAUAUAAAGGUCCGGUUCAGGAGUAUUUAACCCAGGGGUCGGGAACCUAUGGCUCGCGAGCCAUAUAUGGCUCUUCUGGUGACGGCAUAUGGCUCACAGACAAUUUUGAGUUGAAAAAAAAAUCUCCGCCUGCCCCCCUGUAAUUUUCUCUAUCGCGCCAGAUUACAGCAGAAGUAAUGCCAGGUCCUUUUCUUAAAGACGUCUUUGUUCUUUUAUUAAACUAAACGUCUGUUAUUGAUCGUAUCCAAACAACAGCAUGUCAUUUCUGUCUCUACGUGUCGCGGUAACACUGGAGCAAAGAAAGUCACCUGCCCCCCCCCCCCGUAGCGUCAUGCAGCACCAAAAGUCGCAUUAAAAGCAAGACAUAAUUUAUUUAUUAUCCGUUAAAAAUACUAUAUGGCUAUCAAUGAAAUAUAUUUAGAAAUAUUUGGCUUUUAUGUCUCUCCCAGUCAAAAAGGUUCCUGACCCCUGAUUUAACCUUUUCCAGAGGUCGACCUAGCAGUGGUGUGAAAGUCACAUGAGAGCCAGGCCAGAGCUGCUCUUCUACACAGCGUGUGAGGCGACCUCACAUAGACGUACAGUCUGUAAGAAACCUGCCGCUUUGGAGGGAGUAUAUAUCGUGUUUACCAUAAAGCCAGUGAGCUCAAGAAAUAGCAAACAUUGGAAAUAGCAUAUACCAUUCAAUUGGAGAAAAAGCGAAGAGUAAUCCCUAGGUUCGCUUGCUACGUUGUUGUUUUUAGUUUAUGGUGUUCGUUCAGGUUGACGUGAAAGCUCAGUAGUUUAGCUCAAACAGCUCAAUCCCUUGAUGAAGACUGCGAGAUUAGAUUGAACGCAACUGAAAUUCGACUUUUGAGAUUGGGUUUUUGCAUCGUCAAGAAUUAAUUUUCAAACAUGGCAAUGUUAGUAUCCUGGAUAAACCAAUAGAGUGCAGAUCUCCAUCUGGUCCAGAAUCUGUGGAUUUUUUUAAAUAAACACUUAUCUGUGAGGAAGCAAAUAACUGCCAGUGAGGAAGAGAAAUUUUGCUUUUGAGGAGGUCACCUGACUUCACCAGCGAGGCUGCUCGGUGUCCCAGAGUCCUCUGACGUCCAAUGGGAUUCCUCAUCAGAAAAAGGUUUCAUGGUGAUGCUGCAGUCUUCUGUUUUUCUCACUUUUGGAACAGAAGUAUUUUACAUCGUAUACAUGAUCAUAAGGACUGUUUUUAUUUUUGACAUACUGUUCACAGUGUUAACAAACGCAUGUUCCCUAAUUGUGUACUCACUCUUUGAUAUAUUUUUGUUAAUUGUACACAAAUAAAAUGGUAUGGAUAUAUAUGAAUUGAA